This is a messenger RNA of Globicephala melas (long-finned pilot whale), 980 nucleotides long. RefSeq names its product natriuretic peptide C (gene NPPC). The record is from RefSeq and is a predicted model, not a curated record. Lineage: Eukaryota; Metazoa; Chordata; Mammalia; Artiodactyla; Delphinidae. Gene Ontology annotation, molecular function: hormone activity. Gene Ontology annotation, biological process: cGMP biosynthetic process; receptor guanylyl cyclase signaling pathway. Gene Ontology annotation, cellular component: extracellular region.
GGCGCUGCGCAGCACUGGGACCCGGACCCGCACCCGCGUCGCAGCCCGGCCAGCCUGCUCCGCGCUCGCCUGCCCGUCUGCCCGUCUGCCCGCCGGCCCCGCGCACCCUUGCUGCCGCCGGUCUGCGCCCAGCCACCCCACGGGCACCAUGCACCUCUCCCAGCUGCUGGCCUGCGCCCUGCUGCUCGCGCUACUCUCGCUCCGGCCCUCCGAAGCCAAGCCCGGGGCGCCGCCGAAGGUCCCGCGCACUCCGCCAGGGGAGGAGGUGGCCGAGCCCCAGGCUGCGGGAGGAGGUCAGAAGAAGGGCGACAAGACUCCCGGGGGCGGUGGCGCCAAUCUCAAGGGCGACCGGUCGCGACUGCUCCGGGACCUGCGCGUGGACACCAAGUCUCGGGCGGCGUGGGCCCGUCUUCUGCAAGAGCACCCCAACGCGCGGAAAUACAAGGGAGGCAACAAGAAGGGUUUGUCCAAGGGCUGCUUCGGCCUCAAGCUGGACAGGAUCGGCUCCAUGAGCGGCCUGGGAUGUUAGUGCGGCGACCCCUGGCGGCGGAUUGGGAACUUGCUCCGUUUUGCUGAGGUCAUCCUUGGUCAUCAGCCUCCCAGCAUCUGGAAGCACCUCCAGCGCAAUGUGGCUAUUACAUUUCUUUUUUUUUUUUUUCCUGGUACUGGGAAUACACAACACCAGCUGUUUUAUUAUUAUUUAGGGAGGGGGGUAUGACUUUAUUGUUUGUUUAUUUUUUAAUGAAAAAUAAAAAGUUAUAUAUUAUAUAUAUUAUAUACACAAAACACACACACCUACACCGACGUGAUGACAAGGGACAGUUUUUAAGAGACUGACAAAACCAGCUGUAAAACAUUGCUGUUUGUAAAUUCAUGUCAUGCAUAAAUGUAUUUAUGUUGUAAAGCUAUUUAUAUUGUUUAUAAAGAGAUAUUUAUAAAAAUUUUAUUUAUGUAACUAAAUGGAAGAAGUCAAUCAUUGU